AUUUCAUAUUAUAUAAAUAAUUUUAAUUUUAUUUAUAAUUUAUUAAAUGAUUUAUAUUAUAUAUGUAUUAUUGUAUCAUAAAAUUUUUAAACAAAAUAUUAUAAUUCUUUUUUUAAAAGUUUUAUACUAUAUCUGAAAUGUAUGAAAUAAAUCAUUCAGUGUUCAGUUUAUAAAAAGCUUAAAUGAAUUGAAACUGAAUUAGCUUUUGUGAGCAAUUUCAAGCAAGUAUCGGAAUUUAUUGAAAACUUCAUAUAUGGGCAACGGAAAUUUGGAAUCUUAUCAUUAUUGUUUUACAAUAUUAUCAUGUUAUUUAUAAGAAUAUCUAUCUGUCACUUAUUACAAUUUUUUUGAAUAUGUAUUAUAUUCAAUUGCAUGUACUGCGACAUUUGCAGACUUAAUAUUAUUUAUCAAUUUUCUAUUAAAGUAUGGCUGUACGUCGUGGAAAAAGAAAUUUGAAAUUGCAGGUUUCUGAAGAGACACCUGCACCUGUCACACCACCAAGAAAUUUGGAUAAAAGAACUACAAUAACUAUAGGUGAUAAAACAUUUGUAGUAGAAGCAGAUGAUUUAGAAACAAUUUGUAUUCUUGGACGUGGAGCAUAUGGUAUUGUUGAUAAAGUACGACAUAAACAAAGUGGUACUAUUAUGGCAGUUAAGAGAAUAACUGCAACAGUUAAUACACAGGAACAAAAGCGUUUACUUAUGGAUUUAGAUAUUUCUAUGCGUAGUUCAGCAUGCCAGUAUACAGUACAAUUUUAUGGAGCAUUAUUUAGAGAAGGAGAUGUUUGGAUAUGUAUGGAAGUCAUGGAUAUGAGUCUGGAUAAAUUUUAUAUGAAAGUGUAUAAACAUGGACAUGCCAUUCCUGAAGAUAUUUUAGGAAAAAUUGCCUUUGCAGUAGUAAGUGCAUUACAUUACCUGUAUUCACAGUUGCGAGUAAUUCAUAGAGAUGUAAAACCUAGUAAUAUUUUAAUUAAUCGAAAAGGAGAAGUUAAGAUUUGUGACUUUGGUAUUUCUGGAUACCUUGUAGAUUCUGUUGCCAAAACUAUUGAUGCUGGUUGUAAACCAUAUAUGGCUCCAGAAAGGAUAGACCCAUUGGGUAACCCUUCACAAUAUGACAUCAGAUCUGAUGUUUGGUCGUUAGGUAUAUCUCUUGUUGAAUUAGCAACAGGAAAAUUUCCUUAUGAAUCUUGGGGUACACCUUUUGAACAAUUAAAACAAGUUGUAAAGGAUGAAGCGCCCAAAUUACCAGCUGGUAAAUUUUCGGCUAGUUUUGAAGAAUUUAUCAAUAAAUGUUUAAUGAAAGAUUAUAUUGCCCGUCCAAAUUAUAAUCAAUUAUUGAAACUUGAUUUUAUCACAGAACAUGCCAAUAAGGAAACAAAUGUUGCUGAAUUUGUUGAACAUAUUUUAGAUAUUCCUGAAGUUGAAUAAUCAGCAUAGUAUACAAAUAUUUUUAUUAUAAUAUGUUACAUAAUCUUUAAUGUAACUUCGUAAUGUAUCAAAAUUAUUUAAUCAAUUCUCUAUAUCUAUUUCCAUCAAUCAUUUAUUAUUCAUUAAUGCACUAUAAUUUGAAAUAUAUUAUAAAACAGAAAAUAUGUAACUUUUGUUUAAAAAAUUAUUUCUUCGAAAGUUCACUUUUUUGUUUAUUCAAUAUGCGAUUUAUAUAUAAUUUUCAUAAUAAUCUUUUUGUAUUAAACAGGAAGCAAAGUCAUGUAAAUAAUUACAUAUAAAAUCCAAAUUAUGCAGAUUUACUUAAUAAAUAUAAUUGAAAUAAUAAUGAAUUAACGAUAUUUUAAAAUAAUGAUAUUAAUAUAUAUUAUAUAAUUUAAAAAAUAAUCAUUUAUAAGAGAAUGUUAUGUACAAAUGUUAUGUAGCGUUUUAAAAAAAUAAGAAACAAAAUUAAUUACAUUUGUUUAUUUAUACAGUAAUUAGUAAUAAAUAUAGUUAAAUAUAUUACACAACAUAAAUAUAUAUUAGCAUUAAAAAACAACUUUAUUAUAUUCCAUAAUUAAAUAUUUUUUUACUUAUUUUAUAUGUAACAGCAAAAUAAAAUAAGUAAGAAAUGAAUUAAAUGAUUGUUUUAUUAAAUGAAAUAUUUGACAAUAAAUUUAUAAAGAUAUAAGCUUCAAUUAUAUUGAGAAAUUUUGAAAAAUGUAUUACAUUCUGAAGGAUGUAUGUUUUAUUUGUAAAGCAUUAUUAGUUCAUAUGUAAAGAACAUAAAUUAUA
Molecule: messenger RNA, 2222 nt
Organism: Apis dorsata (giant honeybee)
Lineage: Eukaryota; Metazoa; Arthropoda; Insecta; Hymenoptera; Apidae
Gene: lic
Product: dual specificity mitogen-activated protein kinase kinase 6
Exons: 7
Coding region: 426-1427 (333 amino acids)
Biological process (GO): stress-activated MAPK cascade; protein phosphorylation
Molecular function (GO): MAP kinase kinase activity; ATP binding
Source: RefSeq, a predicted model, not a curated record